Molecule: messenger RNA, 5503 nt
Organism: Leptidea sinapis
Lineage: Eukaryota; Metazoa; Arthropoda; Insecta; Lepidoptera; Pieridae
Product: N-acylneuraminate-9-phosphatase
Exons: 5
Coding region: 183-944 (253 amino acids)
Molecular function (GO): hydrolase activity
Source: RefSeq, a predicted model, not a curated record
UACUGAAUUGUGAUUGGUUCGGGCCAAUUGGUGCCUCAACUUCAAAUUUUAUCUUCAGUCUUCAGAGUUCAAUUCGCAUUUUCGCAAAGCUAAAAGUUAAAACGCAAUUCAUCAUUAGACAUUUCAAAAUACAGUCGACCAUUUUUGAUUUUGUGGUUCUCAACUUAUAUUUGUGCAAAAAUAUGGAUGGUGUUUUUGAAGGAAAAAAUGACGUUUCAGCAAUAUUUUUCGAUUUAGACAAUACAUUAAUACAAACAAGAAAAGGAGACUCAAAAGCUUGCAAUAAGAUGGUGCAGAUCUUAAUGAAUGAGUAUGGGAUUUCUGAUGAUGUUGCCAAUGAGAGUGCCACAAAGUUCCUGCGUGUUUUCCGGGAUUGUCCGGAUAAUGAAUCAUAUGGGAUUAAUGAAUGGCCUGCCAAUUUGUGGCGCAACUGUUUACCUAAGAAUUAUAGGCACAUUGCUAAUAAUGUGUCGGCCGAGUGGUUGAAUCUAAGAUUUAAAUGUUUAGCUUUGACAUCAGAUGUUAUACAUCUAUUAGAAACAUUGAGGGAGGAUUAUCUUCUCGGUCUGAUCACAAACGGGCCGUCGAGGGCCCAGUGGCAGAAGAUCGAGAGACUCGGCCUUCGCAAAUACUUCGAUUGCGUGCUGGUGUCCGGUGAUCUGCCGUGGGAGAAGCCCGACCAGAACAUCUUUCUGGAAGCCUGCAAGCUGCUCAAUGUCGAGGCCAGGACUUGCAUAAUGGUUGGAGACAAACUUGAAACUGAUAUUCAGGGUGGCAUAGAAGCAGAGUUGGGUGGUACUGUAUGGAUUCCACUGCAUAAAGAAGAGUCACAAUCAAGUCUGCCGGACGUCACUAUACACAAGGUCACAGAGUUGCCUGAAGUGUUGCCAAAUUCACCAAAACUCAAGCGUCAAAUUCAAAAAGCACGAGCAACGGUUUUAUGAAGUUGAUGCUUAGAUCAGUACUUUGUAGUUGAAAGUGUAAAAAAAAGUUCUGUCUAUUUUUCUAUAAUGACGCGCCCUGCUAAAUUCUCUUAUGACUUGUAAAGUAUACUUCACCCGUGUUGGCUCACGCUAUGACGUAAUAGUUAUUUAUGCAACUCUUGUGUAAUAAGUGGUAUUAAAACACGAAUGUGGGUGAUAAUAGAAUGACAUUAGUGUUUUAAUACCUAAUUAUCAACAGUUGCAUACAAGACUUUAUCUACAUCCAUAAUAUGAAUCCUCUAUAAAAGAUUCUGAAACAGUUAGCUCGCUGCUAACAUUAAAAGGGCCAGUCCUAGUAACCAUUACAUUAUCCAAACGAGUGUUGUGAUGAAAACGGAUGAUGUAAUGUUGUACUGAAUUUUAUUACAACACUCGUUUGGAUGAUGUAAUGGUUAUUAGGAUAUUGGAUGUUUUAAUGUUGGCAAUAAGCUGACUGUUAUAGAAUCUUUAAUGGAGGAUUUAAAGCAUGGGUGUAGAUAAACUCUAAUUUACUGCAUAUUUUGAAACUCGAGAUUAGGUUAAGUAUUACAUUAUUUUAAUGACUUAAAUGGGUUGUGAUGCUGUAACACUGUUUUCACUUUUAAAAUCAGUUUGAUUUCUAUUUUAAUUUUAGGGUGUGCUAGAUAAUGUACGUUUAAGCUAUUAUCCAUUUUUUUGUUGGUAUUUUAAAGAGAUAUAGUAGAUAUAUAUCACGAUUAAUAGGAAAUGUUUUCAUAUACUCAAAAAGUUACAAGCCGCGGGAAACGCUCGCUUCCCAAGCUGGGCUAGCAUGCGCAACUCGAGAUAUCUCGCGACGGGAGAGAGAAACUUCUUUACGUUGCGUCGUCUAAUUUCUCGUUUACCCUAACAUGCACAUUACGACUGUUAAGAUUGUCUUUGUCAAAAAAAUAUUGCCUUUUCACUAGAUUAUCGAACAUUAAACACAAAAUGAAAUUUCUCAGCAUUCUAUUAAUCAUUAAAAUGAAUUCAUCAUGCGCUCUCUCAUCAAAGUGGACGUUAAGUAGGCAGGUGCUGUAAUUUAACAUUUUAUUGGCAGCAAUCGAAAAAGAUUAGUUAGAGACAAUUUGGGGCAAGUUUGCGCACUUGAGCAUUAAAACUAGUGUCAAGAUUUAAACGAUAAGCAUGACAGGAAAAUAAAACUAUGUUUCUGAUAGAGUAUUUAGUUAGGUAAUAAUUAAAUCUAUAAAGGUUUUAGAAACCUUAACACUUCCUAAUAAAAAUGGAUUAAUCCGAAUUAUUCUAAAUGAGCACACUUUCCACGUAAUAAGGGCAAGUGUGCGCACUCGUGCGGGGUAAAUUUGCGCUAAAUAAUAACUAAAUAGCUAAGAGAAUUAAGUGGAUUUUUAAAGCCCUAACAAGCUAACUGAUUUUAAAAAUACUUACAUAACUUUAUUGAAGCUAUAACUUCGAAUGUUAUGCUAAAUAAAAAGCUCGGAUACAUUAUUAACUGAUAAAAGAAUUAUAUGCAUUUACUUUAAUUACUAUCCAACAGUGUGACAAUUUUGCCAUGACGAAAAAAUUAAUUUAAUCCACCAAUUAAUAUUAUUUUUUUGCAGCAAACUAAUGAUACUACUUGGGUUUUUCUUGCAUAAGCUAUCCACCAACAAACUUCCCCCUCUCCAUUCAUUAAAGGGUACCCGAACACGUACCCGCUGCGCAUAAUUACCCCACAUGACACUUAAAAAAAUAUGGACAGAGGCUUCCAAUAAAAGUAAGUUUUUCGCUAGCUUUCUAUUCUUAAUUUUAUUUAUCAUUACGAACUCAACUCGUGAUAGGAAUCCGGACAAAUCUUCGUGAUUUUUGGUUUGCUGUUAUAUUAAUCUAAAUUUGUAACGGUAUAAUUAUAUAUUAUAAAAAAAAGUAUGCAAGAAGACAGAAUGGGUCGAGAUAAGUUGACGUGGUGCGCACUGCGCAUGCUAGCCCAAACGGUCUAUAACACUUUUGUUAAAACUGAAUUUUAUCAAAAAAUCAGCAGUUACCCUGACAGUUCCUGUUGUCUAUUCCUAGUGAUUGUUCUACUUAUGUAUCCAAUCUAUAAUAUUGUAUAACCUUAAAUGUUUGAUACGCGUGAACUACUCAUCUGAUCAUAAAACUUGUACAUUUUAAUCGCGAGAGUUCAGGAGAGAGAAAAUACAAAUUAUAAAAUACUCUUUAAAUGAUUAAAACGCGUGUAAUUUUAGCUGUUUGUAACAUUUUUUUUAAAGUUACAUUUUUUAUUAUUUAAUGUUGAUGACCUUGCAGGCUUACGUUUUUUACUAGACUUAUGUUUCAGGGGAUUGAGGUAGGCAAUAGUAGUAAUAGAAGUUUUCAAGUUGUUUCAAAGUUCAGAGCCAUUUAUUGCCUCAGAGGUGAUAUUUGCCAUAGACAGGUUUGACCUGUAGCUGGACGCAAAAACCUAAUUUGAAAAUACAAGUACACGCCACUGAAUCCUUUAAAAAGUAUUUUAUUUAAAUAAAUGUGUAAUACUCGCGUUAAUCAAAAAGACUAUUAUAAAAUAUUGUCUUUAAAAAAAUAACGAAUUAUGCGUUAGGUCAUAAAAUUAGAUACAGUCAGUAAAUAGAUACUACUUAAUCAACUUAUAAAUGCAGCAUUCAAAGUACAAAGUCGCAGUACAAAAGAUAAUUAUGUAAAAAGAGGCUUUCUUUGUUUUUUAAUGUUUUGUUGUUUGUACAGAAUUUGAGUUUUAUUUUAAAGUAAGGUGCUUCAAUGUUUUAGUCAGCCAAAAUGAAGGUGCUUCUUCUUCGAGGAUAAAUAGAUAUUAAUGUAGGUCUCUGAUUACCCCUAGACCCAUUUAAAAAAUAAUAGUCGUUACUCUGUCUUAUCAGUAUCCGUCUUAUUUACUUGAAAGUCAUAAAAUGGAGAUCUAAUCUAUAUCAAGAUUUUUUUUGCCCAUAAACCUAACGGGGAUCUUUUUUGUGUAAUUGUUUAAAUAUUAUUCUUUUUUUGUAUUUUGUUUCUGAUGGUCUUGUUACCAAUGCUCGUAAGUAAUAAAACUAAACUCCUUACUCUAUUCCCAGUAUGAAGUGACAUCUGACAGAUGUCGGUUUCUUCAGGUAAAGUUUUCGGAUGGGCGUAGUUAGCGGUUCUCGCUGUUAAAUAUUUGGACAACAAUUAAUAAAAAAGGUUAUAUUUUUUGUCAUGUUAUUGUAAAAUAUUUGGGAAUAUUAGAAGUGAUUCGCAUGUGUUAUACAUGAUACUUCGUGUUUGAAAUAGAGUAGGUAGGUAGUAGUUACCUACACCACAACUCAAUGUCAAAACACUUGCUGCUCGCGGUGCCAUGAAUGUGUUUGGUUUGAUUGAACUAUGUGUUUGGGUCCCCUAUAUAAGUUUCUUUUUUUUUAUAAUAAAAAUUAAUACUACAGUUGUAUGCCUCCGAAGGUUUUGAUUGUGUGUUGACGCCCAUGUCACGCGAUCUCCGAGAUGAUGAUUUCGAAUAAACAUUAACUUCAACUUCAACGAAUUAAUCCUUCACUAGUCCCUAUAGAAAGGUAAUUCUAGACAAUACCAACUACUUAAAUAUGUUUACUCUGUUAAUAUUCUUAAAGUUAAUAGAUAUUCUAGAUCUGUAUAGACUGUAAAUGUGAUAUCAAUGUAGUAAGUAGGAAUGUCUGCUACUUUUGUAUGGCAGUGAGCGGGUGGGUGUGCCCAGGUAGCAAACAUUGAAUUUUAUUGCAGACACGUGACCGCCCAAGUCUGUAACUGUAUCAAUCACCUGGCGGUUUUGAUAUUUUUUUAUAGUUAUUUAGAAAUUCUUCGCUUACGCCUGGUAGAAAAAUGUCAAUCCUCUACCCUAUUCCGAUCGCAGGUUAGAAUGUAAAUGAAAUUCCUAUAAAGCAUACCAUUUGCUGCUUCCUCUAAUGCCGCAACCACAUACCAAGAACAACAGCGAACUAAAGCAAGAAAAAGUAAUUCUCUUCCAAUCGCCUCACUACUCCUCCUUCUAAUAUGUAGAUCCGGCCUAAUAUAAAAUAUUACUUGACGGGAUCACUGAAAUAUGUGAUAUGUUUUAUUUUAUGGAUCUGUAUUUAAUUUCAAAAAUGUUAUACCGAAUGUUUUUUUUUUAUUAAAUGGCUCUGACAGUUUUUUUGGUUUUCGUAUUUGUGUGUUGCCACUUUAAUUUAUAGGAUUUUACAAAAUUCUACGGGUGUGAUACCUACUCUAUGUUGGCAAAAAAGGAAAUAGUUGGUUUGUAUACGAACAAUAUUAUUCACCUUCACUGUUUUAUUUUGCAAUAAAUUAAUAUUGCAUAGUAUUAUAUUUGUAUUUACACGCUGAUGACUGUUAGUUACUGUUUAGUUGUUUACAACAGCUUUAGGUAGCAGAUAAGUUGCUAGUGUAUGGUAUACUAUAUGUACCUAUUCCAAAAAAAGAAAAAAAUAUAUUUUAAGUUAUCUAACAUUUUGUUAACUUAAACAAAAGAAAAAUUCAUAUCUGGAAAACUUAGAAAAAUGCAUGUAAAUAAAAGUGUUACAAUGUUAAACAAUCAUUAUUUUGAUGUCGAAUACAAAAUAUUUUUCAUU